AUGGCCUCGGAGCAAGAAACAAUUUCCGCGACCGUACCAGUCUUUACCGCGAAGUUAUCAGACCCCGCCACCAAAUCUCCUCCUACAAUAUCAAGCCACCCCGAACCUGAUAACACCAGGGCAAGGUCAUUGAAACGAAAUCGACCAGAUCAAACGCAACCUCCGACAAAUCUUACAUCAAUCGCGAACGCGGGGCUGGUCGUUUCGCCUGCAAAAGCACCACGAUUCGGCGGCACGUUUUCUCCGGUAUUUCCUGCUGUGUCACUCACUGGGGCAGCGGCACUCGAAGACGAACGACGAAAGAUAGAAGAAGCGCAAAAAGGUCCACCCGGCGCUAUGAGCAAGAACCCUGGCCAUGAGGCCAUCACGUCUCUUCUAAGUGGAGGAGGAGUUGGCAUGAGUAAACUCCAAGAUGCUCCGGUGGCUACAAAUGCUAUGAGUGAAGGCAUGUCCGCAGCUGCGAGUGCACUGACGAUACCAACGACUUUGCCGUUCGAUGAGAGGCCCGAAACCAGUCCAGCGAGCGUCACAAGCCUUGCAAGCUUGGGCAGUACGGCACAAACCGCAACCGCUAGCCCUACAAUUGUUGCUAGUCCCCCUUCCAUGACCAAUACUUUAGAGGCCGAAAAUCGGGAUUCACGAUCAGGUAUCAACCAGCUUCAAGCCGCCAUUGAUGAACAGCACUCGAACAAAUCAAUGUCUUUCCCAGGCAAUAUGACACAAGUAGAUCCAUCGCAGUAUCCCACGCGAGUCAAGAAAAACCUUACGUGUGUCAGACUUGUCAAAUGA
Molecule: messenger RNA, 789 nt
Organism: Sclerotinia sclerotiorum 1980 UF-70
Lineage: Eukaryota; Fungi; Ascomycota; Leotiomycetes; Helotiales; Sclerotiniaceae
Exons: 2
Coding region: 1-789 (262 amino acids)
Source: RefSeq, a predicted model, not a curated record